ACGUAUAACCGAAAAUAAAAUCAUCAAUGUUCACAUGUUGUUGUUUAUUUGACGAAAGAAUCGAACCCUCAACGCAACAACGAUGGCCAAUACGACGAUAAUGAUUGAAGAUAUCGAUGAAUUACCACCAUAUUAUCCGGCCAUACAUGGAUGUAGAAGUGUUGAAGAGUUUCAUUGUAUGAAUCGCGUGGAAGAAGGUACCUAUGGUGUUGUAUAUCGUGCCAAAGAUAAACGAACUGGCGAGACUGUUGCUUUGAAACGACUGAAAAUGGAAAAAGAAAAAGAAGGAUUUCCCAUCACUUCGUUGCGAGAGAUUAGCAGUCUGCUGAAAGUGAAACAUGAAAACAUUGUCACCGUGCGUGAAAUUGUUGUCGGCAGCAAUAUGGAUAAAAUCUAUUUGGUUAUGGAUUUUGUGGAACACGAUCUGAAAAGUUUGAUGGAAACCAUGAAAAAACCAUUUCUAUUGGGCGAAGUUAAAACUUUAAUGUUACAAUUGUUACGAGCUGUGGCACACCUGCACGAUAAUUGGAUUCUUCAUCGUGAUCUCAAAACAUCCAAUCUCUUGCUUUCGCACAAGGGAAUUCUCAAAAUCGGCGAUUUUGGUCUGGCACGCGAAUAUGGAUCUCCAUUGAAAGAAUAUACUUCGAUAGUAGUCACAUUAUGGUAUCGAGCACCCGAAUUGCUAUUGCAAGCACCACAAUAUUCCUAUCCAAUCGAUAAUUGGUCGGUGGGCUGCAUUUUCGGUGAAUUUGUUACAAUGCGGCCAUUGUUUCAGGGUAAAUCCGAAAUCGAUCAGCUCAAUAUCAUGUUCAAGGAAUUGGGCACACCAAACGAAAAAAUAUGGCCCGGUUAUUCGGAACUGCCAUUGGUGAAAAAAAUUACAUUCGCCGAGUUUCCAUACAACAGUCUGCAUAACCGAAUCGGACACAAAUUGGGCAAAUCGGGUUUCGAUCUCAUCAACCGUUUUCUUACCUAUUGCCCGGAACGUCGUAUCUCUGCCGAUGAAGCUUUGCGACAUGAAUUCUUCACCGAAUCACCAUUACCCGUAGAUCCGGCAAUGUUUCCUACGUGGCCGGCAAAAUCCGAAGGUGGACAACAUCGUAAAGCACCAAGUCCUAAAGCGCCUAGUGGUGGCAAACAAUUUCAGCGUAACCAAUUGGACGUGGAUGAAGAUCGUCUGAUGCCAAACACUAAAUCCUCCACAUCCUCAUCAGCAUCACAAAAUCAAUCCGGAUUUCAUAUGAACGUUCCAAGUUCGAAAAAAGGUUUUAAUAUUCGUUUUUAGCGCCAUCUAUCGGCAUGUUUGAGAUAAUAAUAUGGUCAAAUGUUCGAUUGAG
Molecule: messenger RNA, 1337 nt
Organism: Dermatophagoides pteronyssinus (European house dust mite)
Lineage: Eukaryota; Metazoa; Arthropoda; Arachnida; Sarcoptiformes; Pyroglyphidae
Product: cyclin-dependent kinase 11B-like
Biological process (GO): regulation of mitotic cell cycle; protein phosphorylation
Cellular component (GO): nucleus
Molecular function (GO): ATP binding; protein serine/threonine kinase activity
Source: RefSeq, a predicted model, not a curated record